Cheilinus undulatus (humphead wrasse) is the source of this 3886-nucleotide messenger RNA. RefSeq names its product arylsulfatase family, member J (gene arsj). The transcript is spliced from 2 exons. The coding region runs from base 33 to 1727 and encodes 564 amino acids. NCBI's taxonomy places the organism in Eukaryota, Metazoa, Chordata, Actinopteri, Labriformes, Labridae. The record is from RefSeq and is a predicted model, not a curated record.
ACCGCGCCUGGAGCUCUGGAUCGGGCUGAAACAUGUUCCUCCUGUGGGUCCCGCUCGGGUUGUUCCUCAGCUUCAUCGUCUCUCAGACGUGGAGCGUUCAGUUGUCGUGGGAAAACUGGAACGCGGGGAAUGAGUUCGACAAGCCGAGCUCUCAGCCGCACAUCGUGUUCAUCCUGGUGGACGACCAGGGCUUCAGGGAUGUGGGCUACCACGGAUCGGAGAUUAAAACCCCGACCCUGGACCGGCUGGCAGCGCAGGGAGUCAAACUGGAGAAUUACUACGUUCAGCCGCUCUGCAGCCCGUCCAGGAGCCAGCUCAUGACCGGCAGGUAUCAGAUCCACACAGGCCUUCAGCACUCCAUCAUCAGAGCAACCCAGCCCAACUGCCUCCCCCUGGAAAACGUCACGUUGCCUCUGAAGCUCAGACAAGCGGGAUAUGCCACCCACAUGAUUGGAAAGUGGCACUUAGGCUUCUACAAGCGUGGCUGCCUGCCCACCCAGCGCGGCUUUGACACCUUUUUCGGCUCUUUACUGGGCAGCGGGGACUACUACAGUCACUAUAAAUGUGAAGGGCCCGGUAUGUGUGGGUAUGAUUUGUAUGAAGGCGAGGAGGCAGCUUGGGAGCAGGACCGCGGCUUAUACUCGACUGUGAUGUUUACUCGAAAAGCUAUCAGCAUCUUAGCCAAUCACAACCCUCGUAGACAGCCUUUGUUUCUCUACCUGGCCUAUCAGGCAGUUCAUUCCCCACUGCAGGUUCCUGCACGCUACCUCGAACGUUACAAAGGUAUACCAAACCUUCAUCGGCGUAAAUACGCAGCCAUGGUGUCCUGCUUAGACGAAGCCAUCCACAACCUCACGUUAGCCCUCAAGCGCUUUGGGUACUAUGACAACACAGUCAUAGUGUACUCUUCAGACAACGGGGGUCAGCCGUUAGCAGGUGGGAGUAACUGGCCCUUAAGGGGGAGUAAAGCCACUUACUGGGAAGGAGGGAUCAGAGCCGUGGGCUUUGUUCACAGCCCUCUGUUGGUGAACAAAGGUACAAAAUGUCGGUCUUUGGUCCAUAUCACUGACUGGUUCCCCACACUGGUGACUCUGGGUGAAGGGACUCUAGAAGAAGAUCUAAACCUGGAUGGGUACGAUGUCUGGGAGGCUAUCAGUGAAGGACGCCCAUCUCCUCGCCAAGACAUCCUCCACAAUAUCGAUCCAAUCUAUAUUAAAGCUAAAAAUGGCUCAUGGAAAGCCGGAUACGGCAUAUGGAACACAGCGAUCCAGGCUGCGAUCCGUGUGGGCCACUGGAAGCUCCUGACAGGCGUCCCUGGCUACAGCGACUGGGUGCCACCACAGACUUUCUCCAACCAGCGACUGACCAAUCGCUGGCACAACGAACGCGUCCGCUGGGACCGUGGUAAAUCCGUCUGGCUCUUCAACAUCACAGCAGACCCGUAUGAGAGGGUGGACUUAUCUCAGCGACACCCUCACAUAGUGAAGAAGAUGCUAAUGCGGCUAUCGCAGUACAACAAGACUGCAGUGCCGGUACGCUACCCGGCUAAAGACCUGCGCUCCAACCCUCAGUAUAACGGGGGCGUUUGGGGACCAUGGUACAAAGACUUAAAGGAGCAGCAGGAGGUGGAUGAGCGAUAUAAUUACUUGUUUAACAACCAUCUUGGUAAAAGAAGAUGGAAAAAGAAACCAGUGAACAGGAAGUUGAAAAGGAAGGUAGAGGAGUAACCUUCCAGAUUUGUGAAAGACUGAACAACAGCUGUUUUUUUCUCAGGGAUUGACUCUUCUUUUUCAGGAGUAUUCUCUUCAGAUGUUAGUUUUAACUUGACUUUAGUGUGUACUGUAUAAAAACAGUUCAGAUCAACCUUUUCUAGAUGCCUCAAAUAGAGCCCGACUGAUAUCUCUGUAGGCCAAUAUUUACAGCUGAUAGAGUCCUAUCAAAGUUAUGGAAACUUUGAAAGGAUUCCACAGACGAACAGACGGGUAUGGCCUACUCCAAGGUUUCUCAUAACGGAUAACUUGAACAAACAAUUCUUUACUACUCCUGAUUUGGUUUAGAGUCAUCAAUCUAAAAUUGUUAAGAUCAAACAUGUUUGGUAGUCUAUGGGCCUCAUUCACUAAUUGUUCCAAAGAACACAUUUGUUCUUAAAACUCUGUCUUUAAGCUGUUUUUAACAAGAUUUUGACAUUCACCAAAGUUUUCUUAUCUGUGAUUUGUUCAACUGUACGACUGUUAAAAAAUUUAUACUGGGACAAAAUACCGACUUUUUUGGUUUUCCCCCCACCAAGGCCACGCCCUCCCACAACAAGUCACAGAUUUUUGCAGAGUGUUGAGUCAACUCCUUAGCCCUUCCUGGCACAAAUUUGAUGUUAAUAUCUUGGAUCGGCUUGUGCUGUAAAGCAUUGAAUUUCCUGUCACCACUAGGAGGCGUUAUGAUCUGUGCAAAAUAUAAGCAUAUGAAUGCUUUCAGAUCUUAAACCUUUCGAUACAUGGAACGAUUCAUUCAGUUAUGUAAGUAAUCCACAGCUGAGUUAUGGGCUACUUCUAGUUUCUUGAAAAAUAUGCAAAUUUGAAGGCUCGCCAUGACCAUACCAUUUGAGAUUUAUACAAAAUUUUUCUCUUCUAGCUACCUACCAAAAUUCAGCUUGAUUGGAUGAACUCCCUCAGAGAAGAUAGUCCUUUAAGGACCCCUGACAUGGCAAAAAAACCCACAAAAUUUUCCACUUUAAUUCCAAAUGACAGAUUUCCUGUUGAGAAUUGAACACCAUGAACAUAAGAGAGUUUUCUGUUGAUGUCGGAAAGAUAAAUAUUUGUACCAAUUUUCAUUUUUGUGGGUUGACAUUAACAACGCUGAAGAACAGCACAGGUCAAAAUGCAUCUGUUGUGACCAGUGCCUUGCCUAGAAUAAACUGCUUAAGAGGACAUUUAUUUAAUGCUGAAAUCUCAGUUUUAGUAAGUCUUUUUUCAUAAUGCACCUUAAGAAGUUUAAUGCUCCUUUGAUUAAUUUAAAUUUAAUAUAAUCAAUCAGCAUGUCUGGGGGUUUGAAGGUCAAUCCAAGCUGCUGUGCUUCAUGCGUAUUGCGCACAAAUGAAUGGCUGGAGGAUAGGAGAGACCAGAGCUCAUUCAGCACUCUAAAAUAAAAGAACUCUAAUUGAUAUGUUUGGAAUGAAAGCUAUUCAGAUAAGAAGUAUUAAUCAAAACAAAACAAAAACUUCAUUUGUUUCAUUGAGCAUCGGACAUUUCAGACUUUCUUAGAUCUCGUUUUGAGUCUCAUGAAGAGUCCGAAGAGACCAGUUUAUCUCCACUGUAUCCAGUAUAUCACUGCCUCUCUCUCCACACUUAUAAUUUGCCUUUAUUUAUAAUAAUAAUACCUGAGGUAUCACGGCCACUCUUUUCUCAGUACAGGAAGUUUCAGGCUGGCUUCCUCCUGUUAACAUUCUACUUCUUUUAAGAGCCAAACCCCAUUUUUUGUUGAGCUGACCACAUUUUCCUAAAAUCCAAAUAUAAAUUAUAUUAAAUCCGUUAUCAUUUGAACAGAAAGCACUAUGAUAACAUCGUAUACAAGUUUAUAUCAUGGAUGUAGGCUUAUAAAUUAGAUACUCUAAUAUCAGCUGGAACUGGGUUAGCAUACCACAUGAGUCAGGAUGUAGACAUACUGCCAUAUCAAUGUAAUACUGGCCUCACCCUAUGUAAUCUGGUGAAUAUCAGCAUACACCCUGAAAUAAACAUAUCAGUUGGGCUCUGUCCGCCCUAAACCAGUCAGAGAUCCUCUCGUUCAAACACUACUGUCAUGCCCAGACACAACUGAAACCUCAUGUUAACAUUCGGGGCAUUCAAAGAAUGUUUAUUUUUCUAGAUCGUGUUGCAUGCUUGAACUGUUGUCACCU